Molecule: messenger RNA, 804 nt
Organism: Linum trigynum
Lineage: Eukaryota; Viridiplantae; Streptophyta; Magnoliopsida; Malpighiales; Linaceae
Source: the annotation of a GenBank genome assembly
AUGGCUGGGAGAUCGGAAAGACCACCUUUUCGGAGAGGGAUUGCCCUCCCUCGUGCUCGUCCUCGUUCGCCGCAGCCUCGUCCUCGUUCGGUGGAACCGCUGGCUCUGCCUCCUCCUCGUCCGCCAGGUCCGCUUCCGGAAAGACCACCCUUUCUGAUAGGGAUUGCCCUCCCUCGUCCUCGUCUAGCUCAGCCUCGUCCUCCUAAGGUGGAGUCGCUGGCUCAUCCUUCACCUCCUCCGGCGCAGCCUGGUCCUCCUCAGGUGGAGCCGCUGGCUCAGCCUCCACCUCCUCUGCCACCUCCGCCGCAGCAUGGUCCUCCUCCGGUGGAGCAGCUGGCUCAACCUCCAUCUCCUCUACAAUCUCCGGCGCAGCCUGGUCCUCCGCAGCUGGCUCAACCUCCAUCUUCUCCGCCACCUCUGCUGCAGCCUGGUCAUCCUCCGGUAGCAGCUGCCCCAGCCUCCAUCUCCUCCGCCAUCUCCUGCGCAGCCUGGUCCUCCUCCGGUGGAGCAACUGGCUCAGCCUCCAUCUCCUCAGCCACCUCCUGCGCCACCUCCGGAGCAACCUGGUCCUCCUCCGGUGGAGCAGCUGGCUCAGCCUCCGACACCUCCGCCACAACUUGGUCCUCCUCCGGUGGAGAGCUGGCUCAGCCUCCACCUCCUCCGCCAUUUGCGGCGCAACCUGGUCCUCCUCCGGUGGAGCAACUGGCUCAGCCUCCAUCUUCUCCGCUACCUACGGAGCAGCCUGGUUCUCCUUCGGUGGAGCAUCUGGCUCAGCCUCCAUUUCCUCCGCCAUCUCCGGCGUAG